Neodiprion fabricii is the source of this 1688-nucleotide messenger RNA. Its product is annotated as putative fatty acyl-CoA reductase CG5065. Lineage: Eukaryota; Metazoa; Arthropoda; Insecta; Hymenoptera; Diprionidae. Gene Ontology annotation, molecular function: alcohol-forming very long-chain fatty acyl-CoA reductase (NADP+) activity. The record is from RefSeq and is a predicted model, not a curated record. Gene Ontology annotation, biological process: long-chain fatty-acyl-CoA metabolic process. The coding region runs from base 84 to 1577 and encodes 497 amino acids. Gene Ontology annotation, cellular component: peroxisome. The transcript is spliced from 10 exons.
AGGAUUGAAGUACACAGUGUUUGACGAUUUGCGACUCGUUAGUUUUCAGCCAUCUCUCGUCGGGUGCUUAUCACAGAUUAAAAAUGUCGCAAAUACAGCAAUUCUAUGCUGGGCAAAACGUUUUUAUUACCGGGGGUACCGGGUUUUUGGGCAAAAUCUUGACGGAAAAACUGCUCCAAAGCUGUAGAGACAUCGGGACCAUCUACAUCCUAAUGCGGCCGAAAAAGGGCAACGGUGUUCAGGAACGCUUCGAAGCGUUUCUCGGUGAUACGGUAUUCGAUGUGUUACGGAACGACUAUCCGGAAUUUUCAAAGAAGAUCGUCGGAGUCGAAGGUGAUACCGCCCAGAACAAACUCGGACUUUCGGAAACGGACUACGCACGCCUUGUCGAAGAGGUUUCAGUGAUCUUUCACCUAGCUGCCACCGUGCGUUUCACAGAGCGCCUGGAGAAGGCUGUCGCAAUUAACGUGAACAGCGUGAAACACGUGAUGGACAUCGCAAGGGCCUGCAAGAACUUGAAGGCUGGGAUUCACGUGUCCACCGCGUUCAGCCACUGCGUCCGGAAGUCCAUCAACGAAGAGCUAUACCCUCCACCCAUGAGCCACGAAGAGAUCAACAUGCUAGUGGAAAUGCUCAAGAGAAUCGAGGGGCCGGAAAACCUGACGGAAAUCACGGGAGAAUGGCCGAACACGUAUUGUUUCACCAAAGCUAUCGCCGAGGAAGUCGUCGCUAACUACGCCACUGACCUACCUUUCGCUAUCUUCAGACCGUCAAUUGUGACAGGGGCCUACAAAACCCCCAUCCCAGGAUGGGUUUCGAGUCCCAUAGGAAUUUCGGGCAUGAUAUGUGUCUGUGGCCUGGGUAUCAUACACGCCGUUUUGAUCGAUACCAGUACCAGGCUUGAGGUUGUCCCGGUCGAUUAUGUUUGCAACGCACUUAUCGCUUCAGCUUGGAAGAUCGCAAUGACGGAAAAAAGAAGCUGCGAGGACGUUCCGGUGUACAAUUACGUUUCUGGAAAUGAAAAUCCUAUAACUUGGAAAGACUUUGAUAAUAAAGCCAGAGCCGUCGCAAAAACUCAUCCAUUCGAGCAAGCUGUUUACUACCCCAGCGGAUACGCCACAAAAUCAAGAUUUCUGUACACAACCCUCCACUUUUUUCUUAAUUUGCUCCCAGCAGUGAUGAUUGACGUUGUUCUGCGAUUGAAGGGACAACAGCCGCGAAUGUACAAGCUCGUGGGUCAAAUUUAUGAGGCGUUUAACGCAUUGGAGUAUUUCACCACGCAACAGUGGGAUUUCGACAAUCAGAAGAUUCAAGCGCUCUGGGAGCAACUUGGGUCCGAAGACAAGAGUAUAUUUCCAUUCAGUAUGCAAACCGUCGUUUGGGAUGAAUAUGUCAUAAAUAUGAGCAAAGGCAUACGCAAGUUCAUCAUAGGUGAUUCCGAUGGAAACGAAGAGAGAGCGAGACGGCGACAGGUUUAUCUUUACGCCAUCCAUUUGGCCGUGCGUAUCACGUCUGGCAUCUUUAUUUUGUGGUUGAUCUGGAAGUCCUUUCAUGGGAUUCAAUCAAUGUUCCUGUGAUACGAUUCUAAAGUUCGGCCCCGUUCUCGUUUGAUCGACGAACAAGCCAUCGUAUUUAGUAUCAUUGUGUAAUUUAUGUAACGGAGAAUAAACACAACUCGCAUGUUUCAA